This is a messenger RNA of Fusarium poae, 1728 nucleotides long. RefSeq lists its product as uncharacterized. The transcript has a single exon. Bases 1 to 1728 code for a protein of 575 amino acids. The record is from RefSeq and is a predicted model, not a curated record. NCBI's taxonomy places the organism in Eukaryota, Fungi, Ascomycota, Sordariomycetes, Hypocreales, Nectriaceae. Gene Ontology annotation, molecular function: DNA-binding transcription factor activity.
AUGGACUUCCAUCACUGCCACGAAGAGAUUGAUGGAGCUCGUUAUGCUCCUAACACUCACUACCUGUCCCAGCACGAGUCUGAAUACAUCAAACACCAAGACCUAACCGAUCGAAUUGACCCUCUUCUCCAAUAUCAUACACCUUGUUCUGGUGGUAUUGAUGGUACCAUUAGCAUGCAGAGAUACCUUCAGGGGCCACCGAGCAGUUUCUUUGCUACACCGCAUCAACUCCCUGUACAACAAAAUGCCUACUACAAUGGAGUCUAUCCCAAUAUGAGCUCUUCUCUUCAUCAUAACUGGCAUCUCCGGCAUGGCUCCCCAGCAUCCUACCAAUAUUCUUCAGCAGCUAGCGGGCCCCAAAGUCCCCCCUUGACGGAUAACGAUGGGUAUGUCGACAGCACCCAAGGCCCAUCUACCCCAUCCGACACUGCUGUUCUGUCCCCUCAUAUUGCUUCCCUCGGCUCGGCGUCACCCAGUGCGUCACUAUACGGAGUCUCGGGUGUAUCUCAAGGAUACGUGAAUCCGGCAGUGAUCCAGCCAACCCACCCCCAACACAACAAUAACCACGUGGAAGAGGAAUUGUCUGAAUUCACCCUUGAUUUGAACGUGGACAUUGAUAUCACUGCGUCUACUUCUAUCUGUCCCGCUAGCAGCUCGAGUAACGUAUUUUCUACACAUUCGCCGGGGUUUGCUGAGGAGUUUGAAGGCCACGAUGGCGCCUCCUACCCUGAGAUUGAAGACAUGGAUUUCGAUACCAAAGUUGAAGAGGAAACCAUCGCCGAUACUUCGUCCACUAUGGCUGAUGACGACGGCGAGUAUAAGCCCGGGCGAAAAGCCAAAUCGUCCCGGACUCCCAGAGUUAAAACUCGCCGUGGCCGCACAACACGAUCAAGCCCUGACAGAUUUGCUAGCACAUCAAGUGUUACCAAGUCACAGCGCCCCCCUCGUACUUCGGCAAAUCGGAGCUUACUCUCAACAUCUUCUGGUAGAAGUGCGAAGUGCAUACACUGCGGUCUGACGUUUUCCGAUGUGGUACUACUCCAGAGACACAUCACCGCUUUACACAACCGUCCUUUCAUUUGUGUCUUCCAUUUCGCGGGAUGUACUCAGGUAUUUGCAAACAAGAACGAAUGGAAACGACAUGUCUCAGCCCAACACCUCAAUCUCAAUUACUGGCUUUGCACCUCUGGCAGUUGUGGGAACUCACCAGGUAUCUCCAAGGGAGCCUUUGACAACCCUACACACUGCCGAGUCUUCAGAAGAAAGGACCUCUACACUCAGCACAUUCGCCGGAUGCACGCACCCCCAGAAGUUGCCCAAGCAGAUAAGAAGGAUAAGGCCUUUCCUCUCGAUUGGGUAAUACAAGAAAAGGAGUUGCAGGAUAACGCGUUGAGGCAACGAUGCACACUGCCGACAUUUAUGCGCUGUCCAGCUGAAGGUUGUACAACUGUCUUCGACAAUGGCCCCAGGACUUGGGAUAACCGUAUGGAACAUGUUGCGAUCCACCUUGAGCGUGCCGCCAACAAUAAAGAACCGCCGGUCGUCUUUGGCGGUGACAACGACGAAGCCCUAACGCAAUGGGCGUCACAGCCUGACGUCCGAGUCAUUGCGGCUACUGCCACAGGCUGGGCAACAUGUCAACCACUCAGGGCAGCUAGAAUGGAGAUUUCCAAGCUCUCGAGCCCCGAUGAAGGCCUUGAUGAAGAUGCAGAAGGCGAGGAAUGUUGA